Oryza sativa Japonica Group (Japanese rice) is the source of this 999-nucleotide messenger RNA. RefSeq lists its product as uncharacterized. Lineage: Eukaryota; Viridiplantae; Streptophyta; Magnoliopsida; Poales; Poaceae. The record is from RefSeq and is a predicted model, not a curated record.
AGACACGCUUCCUCCGCACGACACACCCACACGAGCAGAGAAAAUAAAAAAAAUGGAAGCGGGGCACCACGGCGGUGACCCCUCGCCGGCGCCGGCGCCGGCCACCGGCGGCGACGAGGAGCGCCUUCGCACUGUACGGAUCCUGUGACCUUCGUCUCCGGAUUCUGCUCGAGAGCGCGCUCGCGUCUAGCUUGAGGGUAUACAUAGAAGGUCGUCGUUUCGGAUGGAGGAGGUGGGGGAAGUGGAGGAGGAGGAGGAGGCGGCGGCGGCGGCGGUGGUGGUGGCGGCGGCGUGCGAGUGCUGCGGGUUCACGCAGGAGUGCACGGCGCCGUACAUGGCGGCGGUGCGGGCGCGGUACGGCGGGAGGUGGAUCUGCGGGCUGUGCGGGGACGCCGCCGGCGAGGAGCUGGGGCGCGCCGACCCGCCCAUCUCGCCCGGCGAGGCGCUCGACCGCCACGCCGCCGUCUGCCGCGCCCGCCGUGCCUCCGUGCCGCCGUCGCCCGAGGAGAAUGCCGGGGACCUCAUCGCCGCCGUACGCGUGCUCCUCCUCCGCCGCCUCGGCUCGGGCGGCGCCUCCUCGCCGCCGCCGCCGCCGAGGAGGGUAGUCCGCUCCACGCCGAGCAGCCCCAGGCGCGGCGUGGGCGGCGCCGCCGACGCGUCCGACGCCGUCGUCGUCGCCGCCGCCAGCGUCGCGCUCGCGCGCACGGGAAGCUGCUUCGCGGCGCUCCUGGAGUGACACGGCUCGAGCUUUGUGUUCGCGCCAGAAUUGCAUUGCAGCAGGGCUUCCUUUCCAAAAGAAGGAACAUAGUACCUUUGCCUGCGUAUAGGGAGCUUGUGCUUGAAUGUAGUACAGUAGUUUCCAUUUGUAGAAAAUUACCAUAAUUUAAUAAAGAUGUUUAUAGAGAUGCAUGGAAGAAGGUAAUUAGAAAUGGAAACAUUUCAUUACAUUCUCUUAGCCCAUCGAAGAGGUUUGCAAAGCAUUUGCAAAAUAUUGCUGCC